AUGAUCAAAGGGGUUUUAAAGCAAGAAGGAGACGAAGUAGCUGAAGGUGAUGUUCUGUGUGAUAUCGAAACUGACAAGGCCGUCAUCAGCUUCGAAUCACCUGAAGAAGGCUUCCUCGCUAAAAUUGUCAUUCCUGAAGGCACGAAGGGUGUUCCGAUAGGAAAGUUGCUUUGCAUUAUGGUUGACAGCAAAGACAAAGUGGCAGCUUUCAAAGAUUACAAAGAUGAUGGAGCCACGGUUAUACCGAAACCACCACCUCCUUCAGCUCCCAGUGCACCAGCUCCACCACCACCGGCGGCUGCUGCACCAACACCUGCCCCAGUUGCUGCACCACCUCCGCCCCCUCCUGCCCACGCAGCUGGACAUGUAGGAGCUACUCCUCUUGCAAAGAAGCUUGCCGAAAAACUUGGUGUAGACCUCAAAGGAGUUCCUGGUUCCGGUCCUGAUGGACGAGUUCUCGCAGCUGAUCUUGCUCAUGCUCAGCCGGGUGCGCCUGCAGCUGCGGCAGCGGCCCCACGUCCAGCUGCUCCUGCCGUUCCUGGAGCCGAGUACACAGACAUUCCUCUGACAGGAAUGCGCAGUACUAUUGCUAAACGUUUGACGGCAAGCAAGACCACAAUUCCACAUUACUACCUGACUUCUGAAAUCAAUAUCGACGCAUUGCUCACAGUUCGUGAGAAACUGAAUAAAUUGCUUGCUCAAGGAACUGGUAGUACAACAAAGAUCUCCAUUAAUGACUUCAUUGUCAAGGCAUCUGCCUUGGCAUGCUUGCGUGUGCCGGAAGUGAACAGUUUCUGGAUGGACACAUUGCGUGUGCCGGAAGUGAACAGUUUCUGGAUGGACACAUUCAUUCGACAGAACAACAACGUGGACGUAAGCAUAGCUGUGAGCACACCAUCAGGAUUGAUAACCCCGAUUGUGUUCAACGCUCAUGCAAAAGUAAGUUCAGAUAAAUAA
Messenger RNA from Haemonchus placei, 957 nucleotides. NCBI's taxonomy places the organism in Eukaryota, Metazoa, Nematoda, Chromadorea, Rhabditida, Trichostrongylidae. The record is from the annotation of a GenBank genome assembly.